UUAAAGUACUUACUGGUUGGCAUUUUUAAGCAUCGAUCUUUAUCAACAAUGAGCUGCGACUUGAAGGACGAUCUCAGGCGCUUUCUGCACUGGGGACCCAUCACUCUUUUGAGUCUGACCCUGAUCGUGACCUGGACUGUGAUCGAUAUGAACUCGAUGUGGUGGAACCCGGUCAAGAGUCCAGGAUCCUUGAUAAACUACGGCCUGAUCUGGUUUCACACCUUUGGAACCCUCUACUACUUCAUCAAGUCCUUGAUGGUGGGUCCUGGCUUCCUUCCGCUGAGGUGGUAUCCCAAUACUGUUACGGACACGGAGUUCCUGCAGUUCUGUCAUCGAUGCAAUGGGUAUAAGGCCCCUAGAACUCAUCACUGCCGCCGUUGCGAUCGCUGUGUGAUGAAGAUGGACCACCAUUGUCCCUGGAUCAACAACUGUGUGGGCUGGUCCAAUCAGGCCAGCUUCGUAUACUUUCUCCUCUUUUUCCUAUCAGGCAGUAUACAAGGAAGCAUUAUAAUAAUCUGCGGCGUUAUCCAAGGCAUACAAAAACGAUGGUAUAUCAGACAGGGUCUACAUCAUUUGGCCACGGUUCAUUUGACACCCACAAAUCUGAUGGCCUGUGUAUUUUCCAUGGGAGUGAUGACGGGCACAGGAUUGGCCAGUAUUAAGCUGCUCUACAUGCAAAUGAAGGUGAUAUUGAAGAACCAGACUGAAAUUGAGAGCUGGAUUGUUAAGAAGGCGGUAUUUCGUCGCAAUGCAUAUCCUGCUAACCGAAUCAAGGCCUUUGUUUUCCCCUACAAUCUGGGUUGGUCAGCUAACUGGCGCGAGGUUUUCCUAUCCUCUGGAGAUGGUAUUUCGUGGCCAGUUUUACCAGGAUGUGAUCAGUACACCCUCACCCGGGAGCAGUUGGAGCAGAAGAAGGAUAAGCGGGCUCGUACUCGUCUCUACAAAUGCAUUCGUCCUGCCACGGGUCACUGGGUGCCCAUCUUUUCCCAGGGUCUCUGGGUAUCCCUCAAGAUUCCCUGCACCGAUGAUCCUCGCAUUGCCCUACAACCCGGUGAUCUCAUACACGUGACUCGCAUUCAGGACUACUGGCUUUAUGGGGAAAGAGGAAUCUCAGAGGAGGAGAAGGUCAGAGGACGGAAAGGUGGCAUCAGAGGCUGGUUUCCAAGCUGUUGUGCCAUGGAAGUUUUCGAUGAAGAUCCUGAGAACGAAGAGAUGUUACCGUAUAAUAUAGCUGGAGGAGAACCUUAUAACGAAACUGAUAAGACAGAUGAAGAAAAUAUGAAGAACACUAAAGUUCCCAGAGAUUUUCCCAGUCAAGAUGGAAAACCCCAAAAGCGUAUACGUACAAAUUAAAGGGUAUUUUCUCCGGCGACUUUGAUCCUGCAGAGAAAUCCCCAACAAUCCCCGCAAUGAAAUUGCUUUGGUUA
Molecule: messenger RNA, 1427 nt
Organism: Drosophila subpulchrella
Lineage: Eukaryota; Metazoa; Arthropoda; Insecta; Diptera; Drosophilidae
Product: palmitoyltransferase ZDHHC6
Exons: 1
Coding region: 49-1353 (434 amino acids)
Biological process (GO): protein palmitoylation
Cellular component (GO): Golgi apparatus
Molecular function (GO): palmitoyltransferase activity
Source: RefSeq, a predicted model, not a curated record